AUGUCCGGUCUAUCCACACCUUCGCUGCCAUUCUACAGUUCGACGCCGAAAAAUGGCAGACGUUCGCCUUCUCCAACUCGCCGAUCAACGACCGUCUCUUCCGUGACGACGUCGACAUAUUCUAAGCUUUCUUCAGAAGAAGUGGCCAGCCGCUUGGCCACCUCCCUCGCCCACGGCCUCUCUCCUGCUGAUGCCGAUGCUCGUCUUCUCCAACACGGACCUAAUGAACUUCCCCAUGAUGACCCCGAGCCGCUUUGGCUACGAUUCAUUAAGCAGUUUAAGGAGCCGUUGAUUCUUCUACUGCUCGCUUCCGCGGCCAUUUCCUUUCUGAUGCAAAACUACGAUGAUGCCGUUAGUAUCACCCUCGCUGUGACCAUUGUCGUCAGUGUUGGGUUUGUGCAGGAGUAUCGAUCUGAGAAAUCGCUGGAGGCGCUCAGUCGACUGGUACCCCAUUUCGCCCAUUUAAUCCGUAAUGUUCCCACGACUGGAUUUGGCGCUCCAUCAACGACAACCAAGGAAGAUGAGGAAGAGUAUGAAAUGGUCAACCUUACUAAUGCGCCAACUCACCCUGCCGGACCAUCUGCAAAGGCGUCAACAACGGUUACUGCUACAACUCUGGUUCCGGGCGACUUGAUCAUAUUCUCGACGGGAGACCGUAUACCAGCUGAUGUUCGAAUUACCUCUGCAGCAGAUCUUACGAUAGACGAAUCGAAUCUAACGGGAGAGAACGAACCUGUACACAAAGUCUCAAAUUCCCUAGGACAGCCAUCAAAGCAAUUUCAAGAUGGCAAAAUUUCCCCCUUUUAUGAUUCGCCCGCCGCUGGAACGGUUGGCACAGAUCUUCGAUUAAACGAACAACAUAACAUUGCCUUUAUGGGAACACUGGUGAGAUCAGGUCAUGGCCAAGGAAUUGUUAUAGCCACCGGACCAAACACGGAGUUUGGAAGUAUAUCAGCUUCACUGCAGGAUAUUGAAAGCCCUAGGACACCAUUACAGCUUUCGAUGGACCGGCUCGGUCAAGAACUGAGCUACAUGUCAUUCAUUGUAAUUGGCAUCAUCGUGGUGAUUGGGUUGAUUCAAGGUCGAAAAUUGCUGGAUAUGUUUACGAUUGGAGUGUCCCUUGCCGUGGCUGCCAUCCCUGAGGGCCUCCCGAUCAUUGUGACCGUUACGCUGGCGCUUGGUGUCCUGAGAAUGGCCAACCGUGGUGCAAUAGUGAGACGACUACCCAGUGUGGAAACUUUGGGCUCGGUCAACGUCGUGUGCAGUGACAAGACUGGUACUCUAACAUUGAAUCAUAUGACGGUGACAAAAAUGUGGCAUUUUGAUAACGAUGAGCCAUUCGAAGUAAACAAGGAACAUACCGCACUCAAACUUACUCCAGCCGCGAGAACAAUUAUGCGGGUUGGUAAUAUUGCGAACAAUAGCCGGUUAUCAAGGGCCCAUGCAAAUUCACCAGCAACUGCUGCCUCAGCUGCUAUCCUAUCUUCCACGAUGGAUAGUUCUUCGGGCGCUGUGAAAAGUCGGUGGGUUGGCCAACCAACUGACGUUGCAAUUCUCGAUAUGCUAGAUAUGCUUGGUGAGGAUGACGUUCGCGACGUCAUCAGCGGCCGGAUUUCAGAGACUCCAUUCAGUUCUGAACGAAAAUGGAUGGGAGUUAUUGUAGCAAGUGCAAAUUCAACCGAUAAUGCCAUCAGCCACAACGGCUCGGAUAUGGCAUAUAUAAAGGGUGCCGUGGAAGAGGUUCUAAAAAGAUGUGACACAUACCUUACUAAAGAUGGACGCGAAAUUAUUUUGGACGAGCAACGGCGAAAAGACGCCAAAGCAGCCGCGGAAUCAAUGGCUCAAGAAGGCCUCCGAGUCCUUGGCUUUGCCAGCGGGCCGAUCAGGAGCCAAGCUGCCACUUCUAAGCAUACGGCAAGCAAUGACGAGAAGCGCUACACAGGUCUCAUAUUCUCUGGCCUUGUCGGUAUGAAUGACCCUCCUAGAAAGGAUGUUCACAAGUCUAUCCGACGCCUCAUGGCGGGAGGAGUCAAGGUUAUUAUGAUUACCGGCGACGCAGAAACUACAGCCGUUGCCAUUGCAAAGAAACUCGGGAUGCCUAUCAAUUCCUCCUCAGCCGCAAGACCGGUCCUUCGGGGAGAUGAGAUUGACCAUAUGAACACUGAAGAAUUGGCACAGGCAAUUUCCGGGACAUCGAUAUUUGCAAGAACAAGCCCUGAACACAAGAUGAAGAUAGUUAAAGCACUUCAAUCGCGCGGUGAUGUUGUCGCAAUGACAGGUGAUGGAGUCAACGACGCUCCAGCGUUGAAAAAGGCAGAUAUCGGCAUAUCUAUGGGUAAAUUAGGCACCGACGUUGCCAAGGAAGCGGCAGACAUGAUCUUGACGGACGACGAUUUCUCUACGAUAUUACGAGCCAUUGAGCAAGGAAAAGGAAUAUUCUACAACAUUCAGAAUUUCAUCACGUUCCAGUUGAGCACCAGUGUGGCUGCGUUAAGUCUGGUUCUGCUCAGUACUGGACUGGGCUUCAAGAAUCCUCUCAAUGCCAUGCAAAUCUUAUGGAUCAACAUUCUCAUGGAUGGCCCACCCGCUCAAUCCCUUGGAGUCGAGCCAGUUGAUCCAUCAAUCAUGGUCCGACCACCGCGGUCCAAACAUGCUCGUGUUCUUACAAAACAUCUCAUCCGCCGUGUCUUAACCUCGGCAUGCUUCAUCAUGGUUGGCACGCUUGCCGUAUAUGUUCACCAAAUGGCCGACCACACCGACGAGAUUUCAGGGGUCCACUCUCGUGUAGUCACUCGCCGCGAUACUACCAUGACGUUCACCUGCUUCGUCCUGUUCGAUAUGUUCAAUGCUCUCACUUGUCGAUCCGAGUCAAAGUCACUGCUACGCGGCGAAAUAUCUCUGACCGGGAAUAAAAUGUUCAACUACGCCGUUCUAGGAUCUCUGUUCGGCCAAGCCUGCGUUAUAUACUUGCCUAUUCUACAGGGAAUCUUCCAGACGGAAGGCCUGGGUUUUUGGGAUCUGUUUUGUUUGGUAUGUAUUUCUAGCUCUGUCUUUUGGGCAGAUGAAGUCCGGAAGUAUCUCCUGUGGAAGAGGAAAGUAAGCGGUUUGGGAGUUCCGGCAUCAUCCUCUACAGGAACGCUUUCUUCUAUUAUUGGGUACAGCGGAAACGUAUAG
Trichophyton rubrum CBS 118892 is the source of this 3174-nucleotide messenger RNA. RefSeq names its product calcium-transporting P-type ATPase, PMR1-type. The coding region runs from base 1 to 3174 and encodes 1057 amino acids. Gene Ontology annotation, biological process: intracellular calcium ion homeostasis; calcium ion transmembrane transport; manganese ion transport. The record is from RefSeq and is a predicted model, not a curated record. Gene Ontology annotation, molecular function: ATP binding; P-type calcium transporter activity; ATP hydrolysis activity. NCBI's taxonomy places the organism in Eukaryota, Fungi, Ascomycota, Eurotiomycetes, Onygenales, Arthrodermataceae. The transcript has 2 exons. Gene Ontology annotation, cellular component: endoplasmic reticulum; Golgi membrane; plasma membrane.